Molecule: messenger RNA, 1573 nt
Organism: Caenorhabditis elegans
Lineage: Eukaryota; Metazoa; Nematoda; Chromadorea; Rhabditida; Rhabditidae
Gene: ears-2
Product: Nondiscriminating glutamyl-tRNA synthetase EARS2, mitochondrial
Exons: 5
Coding region: 55-1500 (481 amino acids)
Biological process (GO): tRNA aminoacylation for protein translation; tRNA aminoacylation; glutamyl-tRNA aminoacylation
Molecular function (GO): zinc ion binding; aminoacyl-tRNA ligase activity; ATP binding
Source: RefSeq, marked reviewed
AAAUAGACGCGCCGCGCCUUUGCGCUAUCGAAACCGCACCCCUCAAUAGAAAUUAUGAAGCUAACCGGAUUUUUAAAGCAAAAUGUACGAGUACGUUUUGCUCCCUCCCCAACUGGACAUUUGCACAUUGGUGGACUGAGAACCGCAUUUUUCAAUUAUUUGUUUGCCAAGAAGUAUGGCGGCGAUUUCAUUCUGAGAAUCGAAGAUACUGAUAGAACACGUUUUGUGGAUGAUGCUCAGGAUCAGAUUUAUUCCUCUCUGAAUUUCUACAAUUUAUUACCGGAUGAAGGACCACGUGAAGGCGGAAAAUUUGGACCAUAUGAGCAAUCAAAGCGACUAGAAAUAUAUCGAAAUGCCGCCUAUAGACUAAUAGAUUCUGGCCACGCAUAUCGAUGUUUUUGCUCUGAAAACCGACUGGAUUUGUUAAGAAAAACUGCGGAAAAACGAGGAGAAAUUCCAAAAUAUGAUCGAAAAUGCGCAAAUUUAUCAUCUAGAGAUGCGGUUAAAAUGGAGCAAAAUGGAGAAAAGUUCGUGAUUCGAUUCAAGUUGGACAAGCAAAAUGUUCAGUUCCACGAUGAAGUAUUCGGUUCGGUAAAUCAGUUUAUCGAUGAAAGUGACCCGGUGCUUUUAAAAUCCGAUGGUUUUCCCACAUAUCAUCUAGCAAAUGUGAUAGACGACCGAAAAAUGGAAAUCUCGCAUGUUAUUCGUGGAAUGGAGUGGCUCAGCAGUACAGGAAAACAUACAAUUUUGUACAAAGCAUUCAACUGGACUCCGCCGAAAUUCGUUCAUCUUUCACUAAUCAUGCGAUCAGCUACAAAGAAAUUGUCAAAAAGAGACAAAGACGCGUUUGUGAGCUACUAUUCCGAACAACUUGGUGCUCUACCGGAAGCGGUACUUAAUCUGAUGAUCAGAAAUGGAGCCGGUAUUCGGAAUUUUGAUGCCGAACACUUUUAUUCACUGGACGAAAUGAUUGAACAGUUUGAUUUGAGCCUGCUGGGAAGAAGGAAUUUGCUGCUAGAUUCUGACGUUUUGCAAAAAUACUCGAGAAUGGCUUUUCAAAAAUCGGAUUUCAAAGAAUUGUAUCCCAGGAUUAUUGAUAUUUUGAAUAAAAAAUCGAAUUACUCCACAUCGCGAGAAGAUAUUCAAAAAAUCGUCACUUUCUUAAAGGCAAAGGAAGAAAACUUUGGAUUCUUGAGCUCAUUGAGUACAGAAUUCAGUUGGUUUUUUACUCGACCUCAAUCCUCACAGCUUCUCAAGGAAUCUCAUCCAAAUGUCGAUCUCAGAAAUAUUUUGAACAGUCUUCUGGAAAUUGAAGUUUUCAACUCUGAAUCUCUUGAAUAUCUCGCGAAGAAUCAUCAACUUAAUCUGGCGAAAGCAAUGGGAAUCGUGAGAAUCUCAUUGAUUGGCUCGAAAAAAGGACCACCAAUUUCUGAGCUUGUUGAGUUUUUUGGAAUGACAGAGUGUCAUAGGAGAAUAAGAAUAAUGCAGGAAUUAUUAUAACUCCGAUUUCCAUUGUUGUUGUCGUUUUUUUUUGUAAAUAAAAUUAGGAUUUAAAUCUCUUUUGCAGAAAGAA